Molecule: messenger RNA, 1239 nt
Organism: Ostertagia ostertagi
Lineage: Eukaryota; Metazoa; Nematoda; Chromadorea; Rhabditida; Trichostrongylidae
Source: the annotation of a GenBank genome assembly
AUGGAAUCAACAGAAAGGAAUAGUCGGGGUCGUUCAGCAGAGCUUGACGGCCGGCGAAUUAAUGCCGUUUCUCCCAUGCAUCUUGGUGAAUCGAAAAUGCUGCAAAGUGACGAUGGUGACCGGAAACUACAGUUAAUGCUAGAGAAAUACCAAAGCCAAGUGAAAUUGCAACAGCAGCGGGUACCACCAUCAUCACAAACCAAGACGCCCUCGAGAAAUAAUAUCAACAAGAUCGAAAGCCACGGCGUCGCAUCUGUAUCUAUAGCUCCUUCGCCUGGCCGUUCACAUCCAAUGAGCCAUUCGCAGCCGUGCCUUAUCGCCAUAUCGGAUAAACCACCUGAUUAUUCGGCUAGCCAUGUUCAUCAAUCUGUUAAUCAGUUCCCAAAUCGAGUUUCAUCAGGAUUCGGGUCCUGUGAGCAGCACGAGGGACAAUCUAAUGGAAAUGGCAUUCAGAGGGUGCCGAAUAACCAGAAAUUGAUACAGUCAUUACGGGAAGAAAAUCUUCACCUGAAACGUGAAAUUGAGUCUAGUAAAAAGAAGCUCGUGAAGCUUCAACAGAUGGAGGCUGCUUACGAGCGAAUAGAAAAAGACUACGAGAAUCUGUUGAGGGAGAAGGAACGGCAGGAAGGUGUAGAGAAAUCAGCUUUAGUUCAAAUGGAAAUGCAUCUAAAAAGAGUGAUCUCCGAAAAGGAAGCUUUGCAAGAUCGGUUGGAACAGUUUUCGCUGCCAAAUGCACAGGCAAUGGAGAAAGUGAAUCAGCUAAAUAUGGUUUUAGCUGAGAUCAUACCUCAGAAUAAGGAGUUGGUCACAGUGAAGGAACGUCAACGCCUGGAAUUAGAAGCUCAGAACGCUACACUUGAAGAGCAAAGAACGCAUAUUUCAAUGCUUGAGAAGGCUUUGAGUAAUGCGCAGGAACGUUUAGCGAAACGUGAAAAGGUGUGCGACGAGUUGACGGUAGCUGCCGAAAGAGCAAAUCACCUUCAACGCCUCCUUCAUGAGACAUUACUGGACAAGCAAGCCCGUGAUGAAUCGCAUGCGCAGGAACGAACACAAUGGGAAAUGGAUAUGACUCAACUGAAAAUGCAACUGAACAAAGAUAUUUCUCAAAAUGGAAGCCUCAAACGACUCAGUCGGCUUGGUGGCGAUUCGAACGAGGAGACGAUAAAUAGGUUGAAGAAGUCAUUGUAUGCGAAAGACGAACGUAUAACACAGCUGGAGCGGACUGUUGUUGAGUUACAA